This is a messenger RNA of Linum trigynum, 5996 nucleotides long. Lineage: Eukaryota; Viridiplantae; Streptophyta; Magnoliopsida; Malpighiales; Linaceae. The record is from the annotation of a GenBank genome assembly.
CUAUUCACAUUUUGAUACCCCAAAUUUAUUUAAAUCACAAUUUAGUCACUAUAACGUACAUUUUACAUUUUGACACACCAAAAUUAAUUUUAAUGUAAAAUCAUUGAACAAUUAUGUUUUGGUAUCUAGAACGGGUCCAUACACGACUCACCAACAGUCUAGAGAAUUAAUAAUUGAACCAUGAACCACUAACUUUUCAACUCAAUGUCGAGUCUAAUUAAAAAUAAAUAUAUAUGGUUAUUACUUAUUAGAAAUUCGUCAUUUUCCACUAUUGAAUUUGAAGGCGUGAAAUUUCAAGCGAGUUUCAGUUUGUAUUCCUUUUGCUUCUCUCUAGAGUCUUUCUUUUUCUCCCGGGCUAAAAUUUUCAACAAUUAUACAUGAAAUGUUUCUCUAGGUAUCUACACAUAUCAAAUAAAUAGUUUUCAUUUUUCUAUCAAAAAAUAAAUAAUUGUCAUCUUAAAUACAUCACCAUAAAAGGAAUAAAGCUUUAAGUAUGCAAAUUACAGUUCGGUACCUAAACUUAACAUAUCUUUAGAUUUAUAACCUAAUUUUAUUUUUUGGCACCUAAAAUUAAUAGAUAUUUUGUGCAUUACAUUUUGGUACCUAAUCUUUUUUAGUUCUAUAAAUAAGUCUAAUUUUUGUAUGUGUAAUUAAAACACCCUCGAAUAAAUGGGUAUCCAUACCCAACUCAUACAAAUUUUGAUUAUGGAAGUAAAUAUCCAGAUAUGGCGGUCACCCAUACCCUACCCAUAAUCAAUGGGUCUACUUGGGUUUAGGUAAAUAUCAUUUAGUAGCCAAAAUUUUCAAAAAAAAUUAAAUUGGUUGUUGACCGCCAUAUAUAUAUUCUCAGUCAAUAUUACUAACAAAACUGCUAACACAAUUAAUUUUAGACUAAUAAUACUAACAAUACACGAUAAUGGACCACAUAAUACAUGCUCAUAUGCUAUUUUCGCUCCGCGACAAGGCGCGACAUUGCCACCUAGUUUGUAAGUUUAUAUGUGCAAUUCAUUAGACGAAUUUUAAUUUUGCACUAUGCACCCCAUAAAAUUUUAAAUUUUUAAAUUUUUUGGACCCCAUUUAAAAUAAUCUUGCGUUAAGUUGAUUUCUCAAAUCAUUGGGUUCAGUUAGUAGGUCCAUUCCACCAAGAGGGUUGCCUAAUCAGGCUGUAUGCCUGAUCAAGGCGGCGCAUUGACAACAGUAGUAUUCAAGACAUUUUCUUGGGACUGCCAGACUUCGUAUGGCUUUUGUGUUUGCCAGUUUCGCAGGUGUAGCUGUUGAACCGACUUUUGGGAGGCUGUCGUGGAGGUUAUACAAUGACGAAGUUGGCGUCAUGCAUAUCUUCCGGGUUCGGAUGUGGGUGCGAGUUCGAUGGCAGUUUACAUCAUUUUAUAGGUUUGUAGGGUUUUUUUAUCACUCUAUCUUAAAAACUAGCAGAGCUACCCAUUUCGUGACAUCAAAGACUCUUUCAUCGAUAAAUCAACUCUACUUAUAAUACGCGGAAGGGGAAAACAGCUUCCCCAUUUCAAAUUUGCUGCCUCCGGAGCGUUUCUUGGACGGGUAAUUUCGGAAACGGAAAAAUUACAUCGGAUCAUAUUGUGGCGUUCAACAGGCCUGGUGAUUUUUUUGUUCCGUCAAUCCGAUCAGCGCUCGCUCCGUUCAUUGUCGUCAUCGCCGAAAACAGUCAGUGCGCUGUCUCUGUCCAGUCUCCAUAUUUGCCGUGUAACCGGUUCUUUGUCUGGGAUUUAAUUACUUCCGAUUCGCCUCUUGGAAUCACAGUUCUGUCCAGGUCUGCGGUUCAAAUUGUCGGGUUCGUCUGAGGUUCCUUUCUUUGAAGUCGCUCUUCUAAUCAAUAGGAAAAUUUAGUUUGCGUUCUUUACCAAAAAAAACCUGACUCCUGUCCAUCAAUUCUCUAUACCUGCAGGGCAACCGCUUCUAAUUCGGGAUUUCAAUUCGUGCGCUUCAUGGAAUGCCAACUCUGUUGAGUUUAGUGCUUUUCAUUGGGUUCCACUGCUCACUCGAGUGCUUUCAAUUGGGUAUCGUACAACUUGCCGGCAGUUGCUUUUCCAAAUCGUCUAAUAUUUUGUCUGCUCUCCAUAUCUUUCUUUCUCUCUUCUCUCGACAAAGUGGGUAAAGAAACCUCCUGAGUCCUGAUGGAGGCGAAGACCAAGAAACAGAAAUCCUUCUUCCCCCAUUCCGCCAGUUAGUCUAUGUUGGACAGGCUUGAAAACUAUUCAUCCGAGGUGCAAGCCCUUAUUCUCUCGAUGAUUUUUUUAUUUUUAAAAAUUUGAUGCUCAAUGCUUAGAUAUCAACUUCACUUUUCAAGAGGUCCAGCGCCAAAUGGUUGUACUUUUAAGUUCCUUACGGGUGGAAGUCUGGAAGAGUAGUUGCUGCAAAUUAUCAUCUUUUCUGUUUAUUAUGUUAUCUCAGUAAUCUAUUGAAUUGUGUUGUGUUUUAUUUGGUCUUGAGUUCUUUAUAUUUUACAUUUUUACAUAGCUAGGGGUUGAGAAGAUGGGAGUUGCCAUGAAAAAAAUCAGUCAAUCCCCACUAUGUAUUAGUUCUGUUGUGCUCUCAUUGAGAAGUUGGGAGCUGACAUCUUCUAAUUGAGGGUUAAUGUAAUGAUCUGUCCUGAAAACACUUUUUAUCUUCUAAUAGUUAAUUUAUGAUUAUGUGGUUUGCUCAUAUAAGCUCUUUGUGCUUCUUUGAUAGGCUGGUUGGUGUGCAUGAUGUGCUUAUGGAAUUGGACAUUAAAGCUCUUUGUAUGCCCAGUAAGACAGCAGGAUAAGCAUUAGUUUAGCACGAUAAUCUUGACCCCUCUUUAUCAUAUAUAUCUUGUAAGUUGUUAGUGUUCUUCGUACUUAAGUCCUCUCUAGGUGGUUUUUGAUUCGUAAACCAUCAUUUUCUUCCUCAUUUAGAGAUCUGAUCCAUUAGUUAUCAAAACUACCUUGCAUUUUUUUGUUUUGUUUCGCUUCAGACGUACGUUGAGUUGAGUUUCCACGAACAGGACCCCAGUGAAGGUUAUCAAAAUCAUUUUCCCAAGUAACCCAAGAUCUCUUUGGUAAUCACAUAUGCAAGCAUCGCUUCAUAAAUUCAUUUUUGCCAGGCGAGUGUUGUCCAUCUGACGAAGGUAAUUUGCCUAAAAUAACCAGAAGUUUCUUUGGCUGCAUACAUAAUUUAUAUUUGAGGGAAUCAUGAAUGUUUGGUUUAGAAUCCAUACUUUAGUGUCUUUUCAGCCUCUCAUUAAGUUAUGGGGAAUUACUGGCAUUUCUAUCUUGAUAUGUACACUAGGCUUGCUCCGUUUUAAUCUAUUACAAUUGCCAUUUGACAUUUUGCAAGUGUUCCUGAAGCAUUACUGUAUGCUUUUUGUAUAUAGGGAAGGAAAAUAUGACCAUACCUGUGUUUUGUCUCUUCAAAGUAGUGCAUUAUCAUUCACCAUUUAUACCUUCUCUCAUAAGGAUGCUCUAUUGUUAAUGAUUCACCAUUAAACCUAUUAAGAAUUUAUCAUUCAUAUAAAGCAACUAACAUUAGAACAUGGCUAACUUGAUUAGAUCAAGAAAGGAAGAUGAUCGUCCAUUAGUGUCAUACUUUUCAUGGAUGAACGUAUGCUUGGAAUAAACUAUAAAGGCAACAUCCAUUUAUAUGCACGUUUUACAUUCAGUUUUCUGUGCUCAUGAGUCCCUAAGCUUUGUUUUCUAUUUUAAUUGGUAGUUUUACUCGCAUCCUCCAUCACAUACUGUUAACACAUAUUAAGGUUAUUGUUAAGCAAUUUUAAUCUUUGGAUGUGACUUUACAGUUUACCUAAGAUUGAGGGAAGUUGUCUAUUUAAAUGCUUAUGUUGAUUCCACUUCCAUACCAUUAGGUUUUGUGCCAUAAUUGUGAAAAGCAACAUGGAUUAUAUAGUAUUUUGGUAUGGUGUCAAUGUUAUAUGUUCUUCAAAGCAUUCGUAUGUUGAUUACAAGUCACAUAGUGAUUCUAAUACAUUUUCUAUUCCCGGUUCUAUUCCACCACAUGGGGCCUUCGUGCCAUUGACAGUUUCCAACUUCAGUCAGAGUUACGAUUACCUAAUUGGUAUAAUUUGGUGAUCACUAUCCUCCUGGAUUUGUUGGAUCUUUCUGGUCUGACAAAGAAACGAAAAGACAACAAAGAUAUUGAGAGUAUGAAUACCUAAAAAGAUCGCCAAGGUUCUCUUUCUACCUUUUGUUUUUCAAUAUUGGAUACAUGUAUUGGGGUCUUUUAAUCCAUGCAUCUUUCCAUGUUUAAUUGGACUUGAUGAAUUAUUUUUCAUGGUCUUAAUGUUGAAUGUCUCAGCUGAACAACAUCAACAGACUGGUGAAGCUGCCUGUAUAAGAAUUGACAAUGGGAUGCUUCAAAUUCAGAACCAAGAGAAAGAAGAGCGUCAUCAGGAAGCUACACACGAGAAUAAUGUAUACAAGGAACUACUUUCAUCCAGAGUGGAUAUCAUACAUUUGAGUGCAAUCGGGAAAAAUCUCUGGCCAUUCGAUGUGCACAACGCAACGCAGCCCCAUACUCUCUCUCUUCUCUUACCAUCUUGAUAAGCUCGACUUCUCUUUGGUCAGCAAGGAAACCGAAACCGCAGCGGUUAAGCUGCUUGAGUUGUAUUGGAGUUACAGGUUGGGAAAAUAACUUGCUGACUCCAGUGUGGUCGCCCCAGAGGUGACUGACCAUGGGUGAGAUCAAUAGCCAAGAGUGAAUGAAGAGUAACAAGUUGUUAUGUAGGUGACACUUGCUUUUGAUGAACUGGAGUGUUGAGUGAUGAUGUUAGGCUGUUAGCGCUUGCUGAUAUGCUAGAGGGGAUAAGAUAAUUUUUUCCUUUUGGAUUAAAGAGAGUUUAGGGAAGAACUAAGACUUCAUUCAACUUAGUUUCUAAUUGAGGUAAAUGAUAUAUUUCUGAUUUACAUGUCUUUGUGCCUUUGUGUUCAUGUGCAUUCUCCUCAUUUUUCUAUGUCUCAUUAGACAUUAUAACGCUAAUAUUUCUUCAGUCGAGAAUGAACUAAUGUUUGUCACUUUUUUUUCUGCUUUUGAACCUUUGCUCAAACUUCGGUCUGUUCAAUUUACUUGACCCAAAAAUUGCUCCAUGCAGAAUAUACAAUGAUAGUGACUCUGAUGAAGAGUUCAUGUCUAGCUUAGGGUUUUACCUGAAGCACAUUGUUGGUUGAAACCUGGCUGAGUAGUAGGGUGUAGCUUGGUGAACAAACAUGCCUCAUUUGUCUGCAGGGCACUCAAAUAUGAGAAGGACGCUGGCCGGGUGGCCAUUCUUCAUCUCCUGCAAGCAGCAAAACACACGUAAUGUGUAUAAAUUGUUGUUUAUUCACAAAAGUCAGCAACUUUUGGAAAUGAAUUGCAGAACUGUGAAUGUUUCAAAUGUCACAAGUGAACUGGUUUUUGCGAAGUCAUACAAGAACAAGGAUGGAUUGAAGUAAGAAAGGGAGUUUGUGUCACUUUACUUCAAGAGAUGGAUCCAAAUUUCACAAGCGUGGCUGUGAGUUUUUGCUGUUGAUAUCAUGAAGUUAGAUGCAUCAAGAGGAAAUAACUUAUGGAGUCACUCUCAAAAGAGUUUCCUAAUGACACUAUUAGAUUCUCUUCCAAGCUGGUUUCACUUCAAGAGUCAGGUUAUUUCCAUCUUGCUGAUGGAAUCAAAAUCAAAGGCAAGGUCAAACCAAAAAGAAUGUCAUUUUUUUUUGUCAAUGUUCUUUUGCUUAACUAUGCAACCCAAAUCCAAACCUCACAUGUCCAUUUCAAUUGGACGAUGUUGAUCUUUGUGAUAGACUGAACUCAGUGGUGGCAAAAUGGUCGUGGUUUGGGAAGACAGCUUUUGUUAGGUCUUCCAUUAGAGUUAUUCACACUUCGUAUCAAGCCAUGAUUUUGUACACAAUGGUUUCCUUACCAAUUGAACCAAAUAGGUUUUUUAUUGUCGUACUUCAAUAUAAGUUAAAAAUUUCAAAUAGUGUUCUUCAAAUUAAUAAAGCAUAGGUCUUUAU